UCAUGUGAGAGAGAGAGAGAGGAGAAGAGAAGGAUCAAAUCAUGAAGCUCUCUUUCUCUCUCCCUUCCAAGUCUAAGCCCAAAGUCACAGCGACCGCCGACGGUAACAACGCCGGCGAUGACGGAGCUAGUAAAGAGUUCGUCACAGAAUUCGAUCCGUCGAAAACCCUAGCUGAUUCCACCCCCAAAUUCGUUAUCCCUCCGAUUGAGAACACAUGGAGACCUCACAAGAAGAUGAAGAAUCUCGAUCUACCUCUUCAAUCAGGUAAUACAGGUUCAGGUCUCGAAUUCGAGCCUGAGGUUCCUUUACCAGGUUCUGAGAGACCUGAUAACAACAUCACAUACGGUUUGAAUCUGCGUCAGAAAGUGACGGAGGAUGAAUCUGUUGGUGGUGAUGCGAGUGGAGAUGGGAAGUUAUCUAUUGGGGAACAGCUUAUGGUACAAAAAUUGAGGAAAGAUCUGCAGACUCUCGCUGAUGAUCCGACUUUGGAGGAUUUUGAGAGUGUUCCUGUGGAGGGUUAUGGAGCUGCGUUGAUGGCUGGAUAUGGGUGGAAGCCAGGUAAGGGAAUAGGUAAGAAUGCUAAAGAGGAUGUUGAGAUUAAGGAAUAUAAAAAAUGGACUGCUAAGGAAGGGUUAGGUUUUGAUCCUGAUAGAUCUAAGGUUGUGGAUGUGAAGGCUAAAGUUAAGGAAAGUGUGAAACUUGAUAAGAAGCCGAGAGAUAUGAAUGGUGGGGAUUUGUUUUUUGUUGGGAAAGAAGUGAGAAUUGUUGGUGGAAGAGAUAUAGGAUUGAAGGGUAAGAUUGUGGAGAAGCUGGGUAGUGAUUUUUUUGUUAUGAAGAUCUCUGGAAGUGAAGAUGAAGUGAAAGUGGGUGUGGAUGAGGUUGCUGAUUUGGGUUCCAAGGAAGAAGAGAAGUGUUUGAAGAAGUUGAAAGAUUUACAGUUGAAUGAUAAGGAGAAAGAUAAGAAAGUUAGUAAACGAAGUAGAGGAACAGAGAGAGGGAGUCGAACUGAAGUUAGAGUGAGUGAGAAGGUGGAUAGAAGUGAAACAAGAGAGAAGAAAGCGAAGCCAUCAUGGCUUAGGAGUCAUAUAAAGGUGCGAAUAGUUAGCAAGGAUAUGAAAGGUGGGAGGUUGUAUCUUAAGAAAGGAAAAAUUGUUGAUGUUGUUGGACCAACGAUAUGUGAUAUCACGAUGGAUGAGACGCAGGAGUUGGUUCAAGGGGUGGAUCAGGAGUUGCUUGAGACUGCAUUGCCUAGACGAGGAGGUCCGGUUUUGGUUUUACUGGGGAAGCAUAAGGGUGUCUAUGGUAAUCUGGUUGAGAAAGAUUUGGAUAAGGAAACUGGUGUGGUUCGUGAUUUAGACAACCACAAGAUGCUUGAUGUUAGACUUGACCAAGUUGCUGAGUACAUGGGCGAUAUGGAUGAUAUUGAAUACUGAAAUCUCUGUUGAACUGAAGCUGCUGAAGUUCAGGGAUCGCCAACUACCUCAUUUUCUACUGCAGUUACUUUGCAAGUUUGGAUAGAUUCAUAGUUUGGUGUAUGUAAUUUGCAAGCUCUUAAACUGAAUCAUGAUGGAUUUAUCUUCUCUUCUAUCUGCUUCUUGGAUAAGUUGGUUAUCUCUAAUAUAUGAUUAUGAAUCAAAUGCCAAUAAUUUUACAUUUUCUUUUUA
This is a messenger RNA of Capsella rubella, 1664 nucleotides long. RefSeq names its product protein MOS2. The coding region runs from base 42 to 1433 and encodes 463 amino acids. Gene Ontology annotation, molecular function: nucleic acid binding. The transcript has a single exon. Gene Ontology annotation, biological process: mRNA splicing, via spliceosome. The record is from RefSeq and is a predicted model, not a curated record. Lineage: Eukaryota; Viridiplantae; Streptophyta; Magnoliopsida; Brassicales; Brassicaceae. Gene Ontology annotation, cellular component: spliceosomal complex.